Hevea brasiliensis (rubber tree) is the source of this 1791-nucleotide messenger RNA. RefSeq names its product serine/threonine-protein kinase SRK2I. Gene Ontology annotation, cellular component: nucleus. Lineage: Eukaryota; Viridiplantae; Streptophyta; Magnoliopsida; Malpighiales; Euphorbiaceae. The record is from RefSeq and is a predicted model, not a curated record. The transcript has 9 exons. The coding region runs from base 323 to 1417 and encodes 364 amino acids. Gene Ontology annotation, molecular function: protein serine/threonine kinase activity; ATP binding. Gene Ontology annotation, biological process: protein phosphorylation; intracellular signal transduction.
GUAAAUAUCUCUUGGCUUCAUCAUUUCCUCUCUCAUCAUGACCAAAGAAGUCCUCUCUCUCUCCUCCUUCAUUGUUACGGAGGCAGAGGCACUGAGAUAUUUUGCCGUCGCCGAUCAAAAAAAUAUCUAUUCCAACUCCAGCUUUGGCCGCCUCCUCAAUAUAUUGAGUUCCAGGAAACCGAGUCACCGAUCUACAAGCCGUGCCUUUGUUUCUUGUUGCUUUCUGUGUUGAUUUGUGGCUGAGCAGGAAAAACGUCGUUGUCUUGAAGUUUUCUAAUGUGAUCACCGAGUUUGUUAGAGGGCCAAAUACGAAGCGUGGAUAAUGGAUCGAUCGACGAUUACUGUGGGGCCUGCUAUGGACAUGCCGAUCAUGCACGAUAGUGACCGGUACGAUUUUGUCCGGGAUAUUGGGUCGGGGAACUUCGGGGUUGCCAGACUGAUGAGAGAUAAGGUCACCAAGGAGCUUGUUGCUGUGAAGUAUAUCGAGAGAGGUGAUAAGAUUGAUGAAAAUGUUCAAAGAGAAAUUAUUAAUCACAGGUCCCUCAGGCAUCCCAACAUUGUGAGGUUUAAAGAGGUCAUUUUAACUCCUACCCAUCUGGCCAUUGUGAUGGAAUAUGCCUCUGGGGGAGAGCUUUUCGAGAAAAUAUGCAAUGCUGCACGUUUCAGUGAGGAUGAGGCUCGAUUCUUUUUUCAACAACUCAUAUCGGGGGUUAGCUAUUGCCAUGCUAUGCAAGUAUGUCACCGUGAUUUGAAGUUGGAGAACACUUUACUGGAUGGAAGUGAGGCUCCUCGUUUGAAGAUUUGUGAUUUUGGGUACUCCAAGUCUUCAGUGCUUCAUUCACAGCCAAAAUCAACAGUAGGAACUCCUGCAUACAUUGCGCCUGAGGUGUUGUUGAGGCAAGAAUACGAUGGCAAGAUUGCAGAUGUGUGGUCAUGUGGGGUAACCUUAUAUGUGAUGCUGGUUGGAGCAUAUCCCUUUGAGGAUCCUGAUGAGCCAAAAGACUUCAGGAAGACAAUACAGAGGAUUCUUAAUGUCCAGUAUUCCAUCCCAGACAUUGUUCAGAUAUCUCCCGAGUGUCGAGAUCUGAUUUCUCGAAUUUUCGUUUUUGAUCCUGCAGCUAGGAUUACCAUUCCACAAAUCAAGAACCAUGAGUGGUUUCUGAAGAAUCUUCCAAUGGACUUAAUGGAUGAAAAUACAAUGGGCAACCAGUUUGAAGAGCCUGAUCAACCCAUGCAGAGUGUUGAUACCAUAAUGCAAAUAAUUUCUGAGGCCACCAUACCGGCAGCUGGGGCCCAUGGCCUUAAUCGGUAUAUGGCAGACAACCUUGACAUGGAUGAUGAUGACAUGCUGGACUUUGAUUCUGAAUCUGAGCUUGAUGUGGAUAGCAGUGGGGAGAUAGUUUAUGCAUUGCAAUAAUUUCAACUCUUUACAAGAGAGGGGGUGGUUCUUCAGGCAUGUGGACAUAUCAAAAUCUGGCCAAAAGAAUGCAUUGUAGAAUGUGGUAGCUUAGAAUAGACAAACAGCUUAGGAAAGUGCAAUAUUUGCUUUGGGUCUGUCAUGUUCACAAUAUGAAUGUUCUAUUUCUUUCUGUGUGGAGGGAUUUCAUCUUACUCCUUAAAAGGGUCGGUAAAUGGUACAAAUUCUCAAACUUGGGGGAUGUAUAUGCACCUGUAGCCAUCCCAUUGAACAACGGUUAUCAUUUUUGCUUUGUCUUGUGCUUUUUGUCUUCUGUACUGUUCUUUUAUAAAAUGUUUGUAUUCUAAUAUAUAUUUGGCAGCUAGUUUUUCUCA